Messenger RNA from Spinacia oleracea (spinach), 766 nucleotides. Its product is annotated as protein mago nashi homolog 2. Gene Ontology annotation, biological process: RNA splicing. The record is from RefSeq and is a predicted model, not a curated record. Lineage: Eukaryota; Viridiplantae; Streptophyta; Magnoliopsida; Caryophyllales; Amaranthaceae. Gene Ontology annotation, cellular component: exon-exon junction complex; nucleus. The transcript has 3 exons. Bases 82 to 537 code for a protein of 151 amino acids.
AAACCAAAAUUGCGAGAAAACCAUUUCGCUCUCAAAAUCGCAAUAUACCCAAUUUCUUCAGCUAAAACCAGAAGAGCAGCAAUGGCAGGUGAGGAAGACGCAGGAGAGUUCUACCUCAGAUACUACGUCGGUCACAAAGGCAAAUUCGGCCAUGAAUUCCUCGAGUUCGAGUUUCGCCCCGAUGGCAAGCUUCGUUACGCUAAUAAUUCCAACUACAAGAACGACACCAUGAUUCGUAAGGAGGUCUUCCUAACUCCCGCUGUUCUUCGCGAAUGCCGCCGCAUAAUUUCCGAGAGCGAGAUUAUGAAGGAAGAUGAUAACCUCUGGCCAGAACCUGAUGUUAUUGGGAGGCAAGAGCUGGAGAUUGUGAUGGGCAAUGAGCAUAUCUCAUUUACAACUUCAAAAAUUGGUUCCCUUGUUGAUGUCCAGAGUAGUAAAGAUCCUGAAGGACUUCGCAUAUUCUACUAUCUUGUUCAGGACUUGAAGUGUUUUGUAUUCUCACUUAUCUCACUUCACUUCAAAAUCAAGCCAAUAUAAGAUUAUUGGGUGUCAUCUGCUUUGGUUAUAUGGUGGUUUGCAUAUAAAAUCUCGAUCAAUGGUCGUAUUGUGAUGUAUUCUGGAUUUCUGAUUAAUACUUGUGCACAUGUAACCGAACCUUGAUGGAUUCGACAAUUUUCUUAGUUGAAUUAGUUUGUAAGGCUUGUAUCUGAUUCGGAGUGGACGAUUCUGGAUGUUUGUUUUUUGCAUCUAGUUGUUGGUAAAGUUC